Messenger RNA from Phalacrocorax carbo (great cormorant), 649 nucleotides. The record is from RefSeq and is a predicted model, not a curated record. Lineage: Eukaryota; Metazoa; Chordata; Aves; Suliformes; Phalacrocoracidae.
AGGAAACAACCCAUAUUCAGCGUGAGAGAGGCUAUCCCAAAAUGAAGGUUUUCCUUGUCCUCCUGCUGGGAGCAGUCCUGUGCUUGGACUCAGGUUCUUCUUUGCAGUGUUACAGCUGCAUGUCACAGCUCAGCAACUCCAACUGUCAGAAGCUAGUGGACUGCAAGGAAAAGGAAAUGUGCAAGACAGAUGUGAUCCGGGUCAGAGGGCUCUUGAGCAUCAUCAGCAAGGGCUGUGACUCGUCAUGUGAACCACAGCAUCAGGAUUUCAGCGUGGGCAGCAGAAAUAUCUCCUGCUGCAGCAGCAACUUAUGCAAUGCCAAUGCAGCGGGCAGUGUGAGGUACAGCUAUGGGGUGGCAGCAGGGAUAGCAGCCAGCGUGCUCUGGCCUUUCCUGAACAGCAGACUGUGAGGAGGAAAGACGGCUCCCAUAAUCACAGAGAGUCUUGGAGUACCCCUCCUAUGACAGGAAUUGUAACUGGGAGCAAGGCGGUGUGCUGGGCGUACAGCAUCCUUGGAGUUGAGGGCAGAUCUUUGCCAUAUGAUACCUUCUUCAUUACUGUCAUUGUAUUGCUGUAAUGCUACCAGAUAAGAAAACAUGUACGCUUGCUUUUUCACAUAACACUGAAAAUAUACUUAUUUCUGAAUCAA